Molecule: messenger RNA, 3291 nt
Organism: Pelagomonas calceolata
Lineage: Eukaryota; Pelagophyceae; Pelagomonadales; Pelagomonadaceae
Source: the annotation of a GenBank genome assembly
GAAUUGUCAAGACAGCAACAGAGUCAAGCGACGGUAAACCAGGGGUCAAUUCGACCCGAAUCGCUGGGAGGAACUCCUAAAAAUGCUGACACUAACUUCCUAAGCAGCCAGCUCGAGAGACGCUGCGACCGGCACGGAGAGAGUUGAAACUCGCUCGAGCUCUCCGGUAAAAGUCCUGUGCGAGCGGUGGCGUACAACAUGGCGCGGCGGCCCGGCGCAGUGGCCAUGCUCGCUCUAGCUGCAGCGCCCUGGCUCUUAGCGGGCUUCGCGCCCGCACCGCCGCGUUGCCGCAUGCCCGCCGCCGCAAGACGACGAAUACAAGUCAACGUCGAGACGGAGCGGCGCACGGAGCAGCCGCCUCCCACCAAACGACGGCGGCGCAACGGCGUGCGGCGGCGGAACAACGGCGAGCAGCGCAACGGCGAGCCGCAGCCCGUCAACGGUAAGAGUGAGGGCCGCAGCUUGUCGGUCAUAGCGUCGUCGGUCAUGGCCCUUGGGGUGCUGCCCGGCGCUGAAAUAAAACUCAUACUGGAGAACCUCUGCGCGAGUCUCCCGCCGGACGAGUUCAAGGCUUUUCUGCUGGCGAUCGGCGCCAAUCUCGCGCCGCAGUACCACAAGAACAUCUGCUGCAACCUGGGCCCUGAUUUACUCACAUUCGCGUCGCCGGACUCCAUAAAGAACGCCGUGAAUGGGACUACAAGAGCGGUAGGCCGAGCCUUACUGCCCAAGAGGGCCGCGAAGGCCUUUGUCAACCGGUGGCUGCGGGAAAGCGACGCGUCCGAACUCAAAGAGGUCGUCACGAACGCCUUGAAGCGAGUCGGGACGCGGCGACUGGAAAUGAUCGCGCCCGACUGCCUUGCAGCGGUUUUUGACCAGCCCCCGAGAGUGAAGGAAGAGUUCGUGGCGCAGGAGGUCGUGGAGCUGUCCCCAGCCUGCGCGGCCUGGGUCGCGCCGCGACUGGCCUUGGCUCUACCCGCUUCGGAUCGGUCCGAGGCUCUCAUCCGAAAUAUCGAGGGUUUAUCUGAUGGCGACGCGCGGGCGCUGCUGAACGAUUUGGCUUUAUCGUGGGAGCCGGGGGAUGCUACUUUGGAGCGAGUGCUCGAGGUGGCUUUAUCUGAUCCAAGAUCUGAUGCGGUUGUCGCGGAGCGCACGUUGGCGAAACGUCUACCCACUCGUGUGAAAAAUCAGUUGCUGAAGAUGCUGGCGCCGUCCUUCGCCGAUGACCUGGAGUUAUUGGCGUCACUGGGGGACUUCGGCGGCGCUCGCAGAUAUGCCGAUGCUGCCCUAGGCUUUCUGAGUGGAGCGCCACGAGUUUCUGGAUCGCCGCGCGGAACAGGCGGCGCACUGAAUGCGCGUUUAGUGGCGUCCGUCGCUAGGCAGCAAGACGUGGAAGAACGGGUCCUGAGGGGCGCCGUCAAGGCUUUAGCGCAGCCGCGCGACGCCGGACCUUUAGCUGGUGUCGAAUUUCCGUCCUUCUCCAAACGGGAACCUAGACGAAGACCUUCAUUGAGUGCCGAGGCCGCGGCGGCGGCGCGAGCCGCAGCGGAGACGGGGCCGUCCGUCGCGCGGCUCGACGCGGGGCAGCGGGUGGCGGAGGCGGCCGUCGCGGAUGCUGUCGACACGCUGCCGCCGGCGCUAGUCGCGUCGCAGCUAAGGGCGGUUGUCGCUCGUCUGCCGGCGGACUUUGUCCGGCAGGAGGCCGUCACUCUGUUAGAAACUUUACCGUCGAAAGAACUUGUGGACGCGGCUGCCGGUUUAGUAGAUGCGGCCCCGGAGGGCGUUUUACGCUCGCUCGUGUCUCGUUUAUUGGAUGCGGCAACAGCAUCCAGACUAAAACUCACGCAAGGUCUAGCGACGGGCGGCGUCGUCACACUACAGACUUUGGGUGUGGCCGUCGAUACCUAUGACCAAGCUUUGUUAAGAACGACGGCUAAAACCUUGCUGUACGGCGCGCCGCCCGAAGCCCUCACACAAAAAGUGCGCGAUAUAUUACUGUCCACGCCCUCGGAGAACAUAAGGGGAGGGGUCUUGCGUGCCCUCGACGCGGCCAGCGCGAAAGCCGCGAAGUACGGCUCUUUGAAAUCAAUGCUCGCGGCCAAGACGCCCGUCGUCGAAGAGGUGCCCAUCAACAAUCAAGUGAGACGCGAGGAGCUCGCGUCGAAUCUCAAGAAUCUGUUUCUGCGGAAGAAGACUUCUACGGUAGAGGAGGACGCGUCGACGCUCGAGGAGCUCAUCACGGCGGCCUUCAAGGAACUGCGGCCCGAGGUCAUUUUGGAUUUGACCCUGGAGACUCUGGCUGCCUUACCGCCGGACGCGUAUGAGUCGUUGUCGCGGUUACUCGUGGUCGGCUUGUGGGACCGCCUGCUCCUCGCGCAGCUGCCGGAUCCUAUUUCUCGAGGGUUGCGGGACGUCGUGGACACGCUCGACAAGGGAUUGAAUUCGACGGCGGUGCAGUCGUACGUCGAGGCCGGCGCCGGGGGCGUCGUCGUCGGUGCUGCUGCGAGAAACGUACUAGCGGGUUUUAGCGGCGCUUUAGGAGCGAAAACAGCCUUGGGCGCUGGUCUAAUCAAGAUGGGCGCAUUUGUCGCUGUGGGCGCCAAGGCCAUUGCUCUAGCGGGCGUCGUCGUGGCUGGUAGAUUGUUCCUCAUAAAUGAUACUCCACCGGAAACGCUCGAUGAUUUGACCACCGCGUUAGCCGAAGACGCCUUAAUAGUCGGGGGUUUGGUAGCGGUAGCGGCCUAUGGGAUUACGAGGUACGAUCGUAUAGUCGCAGAAGUCGACGGGCCGGCUCGGGUGAGGGAAGCGGGCGACCGGUCGCGGGCGGCCCUCGUGGCGCUGCUCGCGACGGAGGACGAGCUCAGUCGAAGGACGUUACGACGGCUGGCCCGCAAGGGCACGACGCGCGGCGCCGCGGCGGCGUGUCGCAAUCUACUGCUCGACGAGUAUUUGGAUGCAGACCUGGCCGCGCGGUGCAAGCAGAGCUACGAGUCGUAUCUGCUGAAGCGCGACGGGCCGCGGGACCUGCCCGCGGUCACCAAGGAGGCCAAGGCGGAACAGAAUUUUGGGGACAAGGCCAGGGACGUGUGGCUGAAUGUCCGCGAGUUCCCUGUUGACUUAGGGCGCGGGUUGCGCGAGCGGUUCUCGAAGGAUGAACCCGACGUUGCCGACGAUGAACCUGAUGCGGAGGCGCUGCUCGAAGAAGCUGCGCGGCUCCGCGCCGAGGCGGACGACCUGGCGGCGGAACUCUCCUCUUCCGGCGAGGAAUCUUAAUUUAGUAACUGUUAUCAUCAA